This is a messenger RNA of Pseudomyrmex gracilis, 3711 nucleotides long. RefSeq names its product WD repeat-containing protein 59 (gene Wdr59). The coding region runs from base 688 to 3609 and encodes 973 amino acids. NCBI's taxonomy places the organism in Eukaryota, Metazoa, Arthropoda, Insecta, Hymenoptera, Formicidae. Gene Ontology annotation, molecular function: protein binding. The transcript is spliced from 20 exons. The record is from RefSeq and is a predicted model, not a curated record.
CUAUACUCUUCUUGAAAAAUUACACAAAAGUUGGACGCAAUUAAUGCACUUGCCGUGUACGUAUACAUGACCUUAUACGUGUUGUGUGUAUGGUGAAACCAGAAUUGUGUUUCUUUUCUUUUUUUUUUUUAUCUUCUCUAACUUAUCUCACCGUUUUAGACUCUUAUUCGCGCGUAGAAUAAAAUCGCUUCAUGUUACAGGUUUUAUGAGUAAAAAGCGCGAGAGAAGAUUUAAAAAUUGAGUACGAGAUAAAUUUAUAAAGACGAUCAUUUUUCCUCACACAUAUAUUCGUUUUUUUUAAUUUAUAACAAAUAGCUUUAUUUUCUCCGAUUGAUUUUACCAUUAUUUUAUUCUAAAUAAUACAACGCACGUUAAAAAAAAAACAAAUACCUGGUUAGAAAAAUAGAUUAUAGAUUAAUCUGAUGUUAACAAUUAAUUAACAUUCUAAUUUUUUUUUGUGUAUAUUUUAUUUGUUUAUAUACGUGCCUCUCUACUGCAUAAUUUCUGUCGGUAUACAUGUAUACAUGGUGUGUUGUAUAUUGUGGUGCCUGUGUGUUAUGUGAUGGAGAGCAGAAAAAAAAAGCAAAUCGCAGAGUAGAGACUGCGAGGACUACACUACCGUGCGGACGAUUCUAACCUUAAAGCGGAAUGUGACACAUCGAGGAGUUUAAAAAUUUUGCUGCCGAAAUGUCCAAACGAAGCGGCGAUUAUGUCGUUACGGAGCACCGCGAUUUACAGGCCAAUGCCAUGUCCGUGGAUGCUACCGGCAAUUAUGUUCUGUUAGCUGGACGUAGAUAUUUGGCAGUAAAAUACUUGGAUGAGGAUACAAACACAGUAAAAAAGUUCCAGCGGCAGAGCAAGUAUGAAGUUGGCUGUGCUGUGUGGAAUCUGAACAUCCAAAAUUGCCAUUUAUGUGCAAUUUCUAGUAAUACACGUAUCGAGAUAUUGAGCCUCAAUGGAGCAGGAGGAUGUGAAUUGCAAACCACACAGAGCUUAAAAGCGCACACACGUGUAAUUAGUGAUUUAAGUUGGCAUCCUAAAGAGGCAGAUAUUAUCGCAUCCUGCAGUAUUGAUAGAUUUAUACAUAUUUGGGACAUAAGGGAUCAAAGAAAGCCAUGUUUGUCUCUGUCCUCAGUUGCGGGAUCGACACAAGUACGAUGGAAUCCACUGUCAUCUCAUAUUUUGGCUACGGCACACGACGGCGACGUCAGAAUAUGGGAUCAACGAAAAGGAAACAUUCCUCUUCAAUACAUAACAGCCCAUUUAACAAAAAUAUACGGUUUAGAUUGGUGUCCCUUUCAACAAAACCAUUUAGCAACGGCGAGUCAAGACUGCAGUGUCAAGAUAUUUGACAUUCUGAAUCCGCGUAGCGUCGAGCACACUUUGAGAACAAAUUCGCCUGUCUGGAAAGCGAGAUACACACCCUUUGGGGAAGGGUUAGUGACAAUAGUAGUACCGCCUUUGCGACGAGGAGAAAACAGUCUUUUGCUGUGGAACAUACCGAACUUCGGUGCACCAAUAUAUACGUUUGUCGGUCACACGGACAUAGUAUUAGAAUUUCAAUGGAGGCAUUUGAAAGAUACUAACGACUUCGAGCUUGUCACGUGGUGCAAGGAUCAGUGCCUGAGAACGUACAAAAUCAAUCCUUUCAUAAGAAAGUUGUGCAGCAACGGUAUAGACGACGGUUUGUCAGUUUAUAGUCAGUAUUCCGAAGAGAGCAAUUUAAGAACAUUACAGUCCGUUCAAGAUCUACAACUCAACAGUUCCCAGAACGAGCCCGAAAUAAAUUAUAUCACGACCAAAGUGGACGAACCUGCUCCGCAAUCUGAAACCACGAAUCUUUUAGACAAUUCCAAAAAAAUCUCGUCCCCAACUCAGCCAAAGAGUCUACAGCAAGAAUUCUCUCUGAUAAAUAUUAACAUACCAAAUAUAGAAGUAAACGCUAUGGAUGCGACAGAAAGGAGUUGCACGAUAACCGCCAGUACAAAGAAAUACAAUGUGAUAUUAAAAGUAAAUUUUCCCGAGAAUUACCCGUACAGCGCGCAACCGACGUUUCAGUUCUGUCCCGGCACGUCGAUCGACAAUGCGAUGAUAACGAAAUUGCUGAAAGUUCUUACGCAGACCGCUCAGCACCGCGUUAAGAAGAACAGAUCCUGCUUGGAACCGUGUCUUCGGCAGUUGAUUAACAAUCUGGAGAAAAUGUGCAAUGUGGACGUGGACGAGACUGAUCAUAUACCGUACUACAUACAAGAUAACGGCAACUUUUUGAGCUCGCCGAAUAUGUGCGCGAAUUAUCAGGAUUCUUAUAUACCGUUUCCUAGAACAUCCGGCGCCAAGUUUUGCUCCGUAGGUAUGCUCGUUUGUUUCGGCCGUCCGUCGUACGCGAGAAGGUCAUCGUUGAAACCAGGAGAGACAACACCCAGAGCGCUGUCUGCUCUGGACAACAGUAUCGGCAACGGCGAAUCUUUUAUGCACAUGUACCGAAGUUCCUACGUAUCGAGCAACGAUGUGUCUAUCAGCUCGUAUUACUUUCAGGAUCGCCAGAAAGACCUUCGACGUGGAUUGCACAGUAGAAUGCACGAUCGAUCGUAUUUCAAGAAUUAUCAUCCCAUGGUCAUGAUAUACGAUGCUUCGUCUUUGUUUUACGUCAACAAGGAACUCGCUGAAAAAUACACGAUUGACACCACUGACAUUCCCACCAUGUGUCAGUAUAAUGCGAACGUGGCUGCUGCUCUCGAACGACCUGAUUUAGUUCAAACUUGGUGUUUAACUGGCUUGAUCAUCUCCCAAUCCUCCCAAUCCAACAACGAGCAGACCUCGUGUCAGUCAAGUUUGUCUCCCGACAUCGACGCUCCGUGGCCCUUACAUCCUUGGGGCCAAAGUUUAAUUCAUUCCUUAGUGCAACAUUAUGCUAAUCAAUCCGAUGUGCAAAUGGCUGGAAUGUUAAGCUGCGCUCUCAGCAAUCGUUUGGAAAACACGGAUGUCGCGCAAACCAGUCGGCUAAUUAGCAAAUCCGUGAACGUCAGUAGGCUUUCCACAGGAAAAUGGUGGUUGAAGCCUGGGGGUUCGCCCUAUCACACGAUACAUCUCGCAGACACGUUAGAAGGAUGGAAUUUCCAAAGUUUGAAGCAACAUCGAUCCAAUUCUUGGUCAGAGUCGCAUGACGAUUUGAAAGUCAUUCAAGACACGUUUGGAGACUCAACAAAACCCACUAAGUUACUCGACGAGAAAUACACGGCGGUGUAUGACGGCUACAAGAAAGCUUACGCGGAAGCGUUGCACAGAUGGGAAUUACUGGAUGCUCGUGCACAGGUUCUGAAGCAUCUUAGCGCGUCGCCGUUCGAUGUGCAGAAGAGCGCCGAUUUGCAGUGUGAGUGUCGAUCCUGCGGCAAGAUCAGCCAAGGUCCGCAGUGCUCAAACUGCAAAGGAUUGAGCUUCCAGUGUAUCGUUUGUCAUGUCACGGUCAGAGGUGCGAGUAACUCCUGCAUGUUCUGUGGUCACGGCGGACACAUUCAGCACUUAGCAGCGUGGUUUGCCAAAGAGACAGUGUGUCCGACAGGCUGCGGCUGUCAGUGCCUGCACGAAAAUUCAAUGCUGUUUAAAAUAUAAAGGAAUAAUGUAUGUAGAAUUGUACAUAACGAUCUGUGAUAGUUGUCGCUAUUAAAGAACAAAUUUAUUUAUAAAAUGCGUUUAUCAAUAGCCCACUGUUUU